Molecule: messenger RNA, 705 nt
Organism: Homarus americanus (American lobster)
Lineage: Eukaryota; Metazoa; Arthropoda; Malacostraca; Decapoda; Nephropidae
Product: U1 small nuclear ribonucleoprotein 70 kDa-like
Exons: 2
Coding region: 1-705 (234 amino acids)
Source: RefSeq, a predicted model, not a curated record
AUGGCCAGAAGAAGAGACCGUGACAAGAGACCGAAGUACAGUGAGAGUCGCUGGCCCAGAAGAAGAGACCGUGACAAGAGACCGAAAGGAGAGUCGAUGCCCAGAAGAAGAGACCGUGACAAGAGAAGUACAGUGAGAGUCGCUGGCCCAGAAGAAGAGACCGUGACAAGAGACCGAAGUACAGUGAGAGUCGCUGGCCCAGAAGAAGAGACCGUGACAAGAGAAGUACAAAGAAGAGACCGUGACAAGAGAAGUACAGUGAGAGUCGAUGGCUCAGAAGAAGAGACCGUGACAAGAGACCGAAGUACAGUGAGAGUCGAUGGCCCAGAAGAAGAGACCGUGACAAGAGACCGAAGUACAGUGAGAGUCGCUGGCCCAGAAGAAGAGACCGUGACAAAGAGUACAGGAGAGUCGUGGCCCAGAAGAAGAGACCAUGACAAGAGAAGUACAGUGAGAGUCGAUGGCUCAGAAGAAGAGACCGUGACAAGAGACCGAAUUACAGUGAGAGUCGAUGGCCCAGAAGAAGAGACCGUGACAAGAGACCGAAGUACAGUGAGAGUCGAUGGCCCAGAAGAAGAGACCGUGACAAGACCGAAGUACAGUGAGAGUCGAUGGCCCAGAAGAAGAGACCGUGACAAGAGAAGUACAGUGAGAGUCGAUGGCCCAUUUUUGUUGACGCUAGAUUUGUUGUUGGUCAUUGAUUGA